AGGCACGCGGCCCUGCCGCAUUACCUGGACACCAUUUCGCCAACAUCGGACAUCGUAACGGAGAUGAAAUACGAGACGCAGUCGGGCCCGCCGGCGGCGCCGCCGCACUUGACCUCGUCCGGCGUCGAGCCGCCGCACAGCAGCCAGGGCUCCGGGAUUGUGGUGGGUAGUUCGCCCGGCGAGAUCGACAGUCUGCUCUUACCCUGGACAAACGGUCCAGAAUUCCUGGAGGGAGGAGUGCCGGAUGCGAAGCAAACUGCCGUCGGAUUUCAAGACAACUGGGACUCGAUCUUGGGUACGACGGUCGCCGAACAGUCGCUGUCGGACGUGAAGCUGCUUCCGCUUCCGCCCUUCACCAACUAUACGGGACACCUCCAAAUAAACGGUAUCCCUGGACAUCACUAUCACACGAUAGCCUCGUCCGGGCAGAGAUCAACGAUCGAGGUGGGGUCCGCUUCGCCUACACCCUCCUCCAACCAGGAAUUCUUCGAGUCGCCCGUAGUGUCUUCCAGCACACCAUGCCCGCAGGCAAGCCAGAAGCAACAGCAGCAGCAGCAGCAGCAGCAGAAUCACCAGCAGCCGCAGCAUCACCAUCCUCACAAUCAGCAACAGCAGCAGCAGCUGCCGCAAUCGACGCAACAGAUUAUUUACGAGGAGAUGGAGGACAUCGCGCAAAUAAUCGGUUCGGCGAUUGCGGACACAACGGUGCCGGGCAACGGAAACGGCCCCAGUUCCGAGCAGGAUACAGACGCCUCGAGGGAUUGGAUAGAUAUCGCCGAUUGGAUAACGGAUUGUUCGCCUAAGACCCAGGAGACCACCUCGCCCAGUACGUUCGCGUCUCACCAGAUCUACGUGACAACGACCCCAUCGACGCAGACUCAGCAGCACGGUUCCGCGUUGCAAAGCUUGCUUACGCAGAAAAUGGAUUACGCACCCUUGCUGCAGGCGAGAUUGCAGGCCGGUAACCCCGCGAGUCUUCAGAACGCGUCGUGCGGCGAGACGCCGUCGUCGACGAGCCCGUACCCGCCGCUCAGCCCGCCCAAUCGAGUGUCCACUUCUUGCAGUCCCGACGAUAUCCUCCAUUCGUCCUUCGCCGCGCCCUCCCAUCCUAGAAAGAGGUCACGAUCCUCGCCAGGCUCCGGAGGCGCGACGGGCUCCAAGAAGGGACCCGCGGCCAACGCCGCGGCGUUAUCCUACGGAACGGAAUCGGGUUUAAUGAGCGGUAAGGAUAAGCCAAUACAUCGGUGUCAUAUCUGUCAAAGAGGUUUCCUAAACAAAAGCAAUAUUAAGGUACACUUACGCACGCAUACGGGCGAGAAACCGUUCAGAUGCGACGUGUGUAGCAAAGCUUUCAGGCAGAAGGCGCAUCUUAUUAAGCAUCAGCAGAUACAUAAAAGGAUUGGUAGGGAUUAGAUCGUUCAUUAUCUUUCUCAGCCCACGAUCGAACGGACAUACAUGAUAGAAUAGAAGGUAGUCUAUGAUAGCUAGUUAAGUAAGGUAGAUAAAUAUACAUAAUAAGAACAUUUGGACGUAUGACACUCUGAAGUACGUUGUGUACUUAUAAUGCAAUGUGUCGAUCGUAGUGAUUUGUGUGAGCAAAUGAUUUUAAUUAUCAGAGUCCGGAUAAAUGUUGCAAAGUGUAUUUUCGGUAUUUUCAAUAGUCUACGAAACGUGGUCCGAUGGGAUUUUAACGAUGAGCUGCUUGAGCGUUUACUGAAUCGCGAUAAAGAGAUAACAAUAAAGAAUAAGAUAAUUCUUGCUCUCUAUCGUUAAAUCUUAUUCGACGAUCAGCUCGGAGCCUCACUAGCGGUGCGUCGCGUUAAAAUCGCAUCAGACUGCCUCGCAGGUACAAGUUUUAUUACAUUGAAAAUACGGUUGAGCUCUACUAAGUGCUUUACGAUCCACGAUCAGAAUAUGAUGCUCGAUUGCUAGCCUGAUGCUUGAACGAUGUAUAUUCGAGUUAUUCUUGAAGCAUAAAUGCGAAGAGUAGUGUCUUCAAUAUUGACAAGCUUCAAGUAUGACUUACUAGGAAAUCUCUUUCAUGGUCAUUACAUCGGUGCAUGACUUCAUCGGUACCGUCAGUUCUUCUUUCGAUUAAA
Messenger RNA from Temnothorax curvispinosus, 2099 nucleotides. RefSeq names its product AT-rich binding protein-like (gene ich). Gene Ontology annotation, cellular component: nucleus. Gene Ontology annotation, biological process: embryonic hindgut morphogenesis; embryo development; embryonic pattern specification. Gene Ontology annotation, molecular function: RNA polymerase II transcription regulatory region sequence-specific DNA binding; DNA-binding transcription factor activity, RNA polymerase II-specific. Lineage: Eukaryota; Metazoa; Arthropoda; Insecta; Hymenoptera; Formicidae. The transcript has a single exon. The record is from RefSeq and is a predicted model, not a curated record. The annotation marks the transcript as partial.